AUGGCGCUUCGAUUCCUCCUGGGCUUCCUGCUUGCCGGAGUUGACCUUGGUGUCUACCUGAUGCGCCUGGAGCUGUGCGACCCAACCCAGAGGCUUCGGGUGGCCCUAGCAGGGGAGUUAGUUGGGGUGGGGGGACACUUCCUGUUCCUGGGCCUGGCCCUUGUCUCUAAGGACUGGCGAUUUCUGCAGCGAAUGAUCACCGCUCCCUGCAUCCUCUUCCUGUUUUAUGGCUGGCCUGGUCUGUUUCUGGAGUCUGCACGGUGGUUGAUAGUGAAGCGACAGAUUGAGGAGGCCCAAUCGGUGCUGAGAAUCCUGGCUGAGCGGAACCGGCCCCAUGGGCAGAUGCUGGGAGAGGAAGCCCAGGAGGCCCUGCAGGACCUGGAGAACACCUGCCCUCUCCCUGCAACAUCCUCUUUUUCCCUCGCAUCCCUCCUCAACUACCGCAACAUCUGGAAAAACCUGCUCAUCCUGGGCUUCACCAACUUCAUUGCCCACGCCAUUCGUCACUGCUACCAGCCUGUGGGAGCAGACGGAGGGAGCCCGUCAGACUUCUACCUGUGCGCCCUGCUAGCCAGCGGCACGGCAGCCCUGGCCUGUAUCUUCCUGGGGGUCACCGUGGACCGAUUUGGCCGUCGGGGCAUCCUGCUUCUCUUGAUGACCCUCACUGGCAUUGCGUCUCUGGUCCUGCUGGGCCUGUGGGAUUAUCUGAAUGAUUCCGCCAUCACCACCUUCGCUGUGCUUGGCCUCUUCUCCUCCCAAGCCGCUGGAAUCCUCAGUACCCUCCUUGCUUCUGAAGUCAUCCCCACCACUGUCCGGGGCCGAGGCCUGGGUCUGAUCAUGGCACUGGGGGCACUUGGAGGGCUGAGUGACCCCGCCCAGCGCCUGCACAUGGGCCACGGAGCCUUCCUGCAGCACGUCGUGCUGGCUGCCUGCGCCCUCCUCUGCAUCCUCAGCAUCAUGCUUCUGCCGGAGACCAAGCGCAAGCUCCUGCCCGAGGUGCUCCGGGAUGGGGAGCUGUGCCGCCGGCCUUCGCUCCUGCGGCAGCCACCCCCUAGCCGCUGUGACCACGUCCCGCUGCUUGCCACCCCCAACCCUGCCCUCUGA
Messenger RNA from Pipistrellus nathusii (Nathusius's pipistrelle), 1104 nucleotides. The record is from the annotation of a GenBank genome assembly. Lineage: Eukaryota; Metazoa; Chordata; Mammalia; Chiroptera; Vespertilionidae.